This is a messenger RNA of Pistacia vera, 702 nucleotides long. RefSeq lists its product as uncharacterized. The record is from RefSeq and is a predicted model, not a curated record. Bases 125 to 331 code for a protein of 68 amino acids. Lineage: Eukaryota; Viridiplantae; Streptophyta; Magnoliopsida; Sapindales; Anacardiaceae. The transcript has a single exon.
UUCUCUUCAACUAACCAACACUCUCCUUCUUAACUGAAAAACUACAACUACAAAAUAGCUUAAACAACCGAAAUUUCGGAGAAGAGAAGAAAACCGAAACAUUCAAAUUACAAGCCGAGCCAAUAUGGUGUGCUUUUGUUUUCUGGUGGAUCAGACACGUAAAGUGCGUAGAAGCAAGCCGGCAGCUGGGAUUUGCUCGAGGUGUGGCGGUGGAGCGAGCGUAGCUGACAUGAAAACAGCCACCAGGUUCUGCCACGUUCCAUUUUAUUGGAAAUCUUGGAGAGCGAUUAUCUGUACUUUCUGCGGCGCCAUUCUUCGAUCUUAUCGAUAGUUUUGGACGGUGCAUAUGUGAGCUUGAAAGACCAGAGAUCAUAUAUGUUGAAGGGCUUCAAAAUUAAAAUCUUAAACCCCCGAGUCGCAGCCGAGACUUUCCAUCUUUACGGGGGUUUCUGAAUCCGGCCGCUAGAGUUAUUAUGACAUAUAAAUGCUGAUUAUAACUCGAAUUUAUUAUGAAAAGUUCGAACUUCUUCUAGUUAUAAUACUAAUUUUCCUCAGAGGAUUAAGAUUUCUUGGUUUUACAUGUAUGUAAAGUUUUGUUUGCAUGUUGCUUCUUGUUUUUGAAAGGUAAAGAUUACAACUAUGAACAUGGAGAAUUGGAAUCCCAUUGUAUUAUUUCUCUCCCUCUCUCUGUUUCUCUUUUAU